AUGGAUUCCGAGCAGGUCCAGCCUUCUCUAAAGCUGACUAACGUCGUCGACAAUGUCCCCAAGCGCAUCACCCAGCUCGAGUUCGGCAUCCUCUCCAACCAGGAUAUUGCCAACCAGUCCGUCCUUGACGUCUCCGACCGCAACAUCUACGACCUCACCACCCAGGGCCAGACGCGCGCUCUCACCCAGCAUGGCCCUAUGGACCGCCGCCUGGGAACCUCCCAGAAGAAUGUCGCCUGCGAAACUUGCCAUGAACCCCUCCAGACUUGCAACGGUCAUUUUGGCCAGAUUCGUCUCGCCCUCCCCGCCUUCCACAUUGGAUAUCUGAAGAACAUCAUCGAUGCAUUGCACAACGUCUGCAAGCGACGAUCCUUCCUUCGCAGCAUGCGCCGCCCCGCUUUGGACAAUCUGCAGCGCACCCAAAUCUCCAGAAAAGUCUCCGACGAGUGCAGGAAGCGCAAGGUCUGCAUUCACUGUAAUGCUGUCAAUGGCCCUAUUCGGAAAGUCGCUGGGCAUCCCCUCAAACUCGUCCAUCUCAAGUAUGACGCCUUCAACCGCUCCACCGCCAAGUCAAAGGUCACCCCAGAGUCCAAGAUCGAAUUUGAUGCCUCCUUCCAAACUGCAAAAGAGGGAAAUAUUGACCUCGAAAAGAAUCUCAGGAAAGCCGUCGAUGAUAUGCAUCCGUUGAGAGUGCUAAAUAUCUUCCGUCGUAUCUCCAAUUCAGAUUGCGAGCUUCUGGGCCUGAAACCCGGACUGGGACGGCCCGAGCUGUUCAUUUGGCAAUACGUUCCUGUACCGCCCGUGAGUAUUCGACCUUCCGUCGCCCAGGAGUCCGGAAAUACCGAGGAUGACCUCACCAACAAGCUUGGUGAUAUCAUCCAUAUGAGUUCCCUCAUCAGAGCCGGCCUCGAGAAGGGGCAGCCAAUUCAGAAUCUGAUGGAGCAAUGGGAUUUCUUACAACUACAGAUUGCCAUGUACAUCAACAGCGAAGUUCCUGGUCUUCAACAGCCUGGUUUCGGCAAGGCCAUGCGCGGUUUCUGCCAACGCCUUAAAGGCAAGCAGGGGAGAUUCCGGCAAAACCUUUCUGGCAAGCGCGUCGAUUUCUCUGGGCGCACCGUUAUUGGUCCCGACCCCAAUUUGGGCAUAGACGAGGUGGCAGUACCGAUGCGUGUAGCCACUAACCUGACAUUCCCUGAGAAGGUGUCCCGUUACAAUAUCGAGAAGCUUCGAGCCUGCAUCAGGAGAGGCCCCCACAAGCAUCCUGGAGCGAACUUUAUCGUCAAACCAGCAGAGAACAAGAAAAUUUCUCUCCCCGUCCUCGCUAAAUCUAACGCAGCCGACAAACUGGAACGCGCAGCGAAGCAGCUUCAAAUUGGAGACAUAGUAGAAAGGCAUCUCGAGGAUGGAGACAUUGUGCUCUUCAAUCGACAGCCGUCGUUGCAUAAGCUCAGUAUUCUCAGCCACAAAGCUAAGAUCCGACCUUGGAGGACUUUUCGGCUCAACGAAUGCGUCUGCAACCCGUACAAUGCCGAUUUCGACGGCGACGAGAUGAAUCUACACGUCCCACAGACCGAGGAGGCCCGCGCAGAGGCUAUCGAACUUAUGGGUGUGAAGCACAAUCUGGCCACGCCGAAGAACGGGACCCCCAUCAUUGCAGCCAUCCAGGACUUCAUAACCGCGGCCUACCUUCUUAGCAGUAAGGAAAACUUCUACGACCGGAAAUCCUUUACGCAAAUCUGCUCCUUCAUGUUCAACGCCGACUGCGUUGUCGAUCCGGACACCGGAGAACAAAUGCCUAUCGAGAUUCCAGAGCCGGCGAUAUUCAAACCCCAGAGGCUGUGGACCGGCAAGCAGGUUUUCAACGUACUUUUGAGGCCAAACAAGAAAUGUAAAGUGCUAGUCAACCUUGAUGCUCCAUGCAAACAGUACAAGCCAUCAACAAAGUGUCCAGCACCCGACCUCAAUGAAGACGACGCAUGGCUAGUCAUUCGCAAUUCAGAAGUCAUGUGUGGUGUCAUGGACAAGUCGACGGUUGGUGACGGCAAGAAAGAUUCCGUCUUCUACGUUAUUAUGCGAGACUUUGGCCCAGACCAUGCCGUUCAGGCUAUGAAUAGACUCUCGAAGCUGUCUGCUCGAUGGCUUAGCAAUCAAGGGUUCUCCAUCGGCAUCAACGACGUCACACCCGGCGCUGAGUUGGUUCAGAGUAAGCAAAGGCUAGUGUCAAAUGCAUACGAAAAAUGCGACAAAUUGAUCGCAGACUUCAAGAAUGGAAAACUCGAACGAGAUGCUGGAUGCACACAAGAACAGACAAUGGAAAACAAAAUGGGUGGAAUCCUCAGCGGCGUUCGACAAGACGCUGGUGAGAUCUGCUUCAAGGAAUUGAGCAAAUGGAACGCCCCCCUCAUCAUGGCAAAAUGUGGGUCCAAGGGCUCGAACAUCAAUGUAUCCCAGAUGGUUGCAUCCGUGGGACAGCAGAUGAUCGGGGGCAAACGCGUCGCGGACGGUUUCCAAGACAGAACUCUUCCGCACUUUCCAAAAGCAGCUCGUCAACCCGCUUCGAAGGGCUUCGUUAGUAACAGUUUCUACUCGGGUCUGAACCCAACGGAGUUCAUCUUUCACGCCAUGAGUGGCCGUGAAGGUCUCGUUGACACCGCUGUCAAGACUGCCGAGACUGGCUACAUGAGUCGCAGGCUUAUGAAAUCACUCGAGGACCUUUCUUCGCAAUACGACAAUACAGUCCGCAACUCUUCGGCUGGCAUCGUCCAGUUUCAGUAUGGCGACGACAAUCUUGAUCCGGUGGACAUGGAAGGGAAGGCAAAACCAGUGAAUUUCGAGCGAACGUUCUCGCAUGCCAUUACGUCUACUUGGGAUAAUUCCGAGAAUACGCUCCGACCGGACGACGUGAAAGAAUAUUCGAUUACCACACUGAAUGCAGAACGAAGCAAGUAUACCCGCAUGUCUCUGGAUGGCACAAAAAAACUCGACUACCAUGACGAGAGCCACCAUGGCGUUGAUCAUUUGGAGAGUAUUCGAGACUUCCUAGAUGCCGUCCAGGAUUUCAUAUAUGAGAAAGCCGACAAGCUCGCCAAAGCUAUGGUGUAUGUGGGUAUCUCCGAUGCUUUAAGCAAAGGGGAAAAUUCCUCUGGAGGAAAUUCGAGCGCAUUCAACCUCGUAGACGGAAUGGCCAAGAUCUCAGCUACCGCGCUCAGCACGUUCAUUCGUCUUUGCAUCACCAAAUACGACCGUUCAAAAGUUCAACCAGGUCAUGCUGUUGGUGCCGUUGGCGCCCAGUCCAUUGGUGAGCCAGGUACACAAAUGACGCUAAAGACUUUCCAUUUUGCUGGUGUCGCCGGCAUGAGUAUAACGCAAGGUGUUCCCCGAAUCAAGGAAAUAAUCAACGCUUCCAAAGCCAUCAGUACUCCUGUCAUAUCUUGCCAGCUAUCGAACAGAGUCUCCGAAGACUCAGCGCGCAUGGUUAAAUCGCGCAUCGAAAAAACUUACCUCCGCGAUAUCAUCGUGCAUAUCGAGGAUGUGUACCACCGGCAAGGGGGCUACCUGAGUGUUCGUAUCGACUGGGACACAGUCCACAAACUGCAUCUGGACCUUACGCCGGAAGCGGUAGCCAAGGCUAUCAUUCAGGCCAAAAACCUUAAGAUGGCCAAAGACGGAUCCACUUGGAACACCAGCCCGAGAGGAAACUAUGUACGCAUCUACCCUGCAGACCCGGCUAAGAGAGCCAAGAAGGGACGCUCUACUACGACCAAAGCGAAGACGGAAGAAGAUUUUUUCAUUCGUAUGCAAAAUCUUAAGCGACUGAUGCCGGAUGUCGUGGUCAAAGGCUAUCCCGAUGCUCAGCGCGCCAUCAUCAAGAAAGAUGAGACACCAAAUGCAAACGGUCAAUACGAGUUAGAGCUUCUAGUCGAAGGUUACGGUCUCAGAGACUGCAUGACCACUCCUGGAGUAGAGGGGCUGUCAGUUUAUUCGAAUUCCGUUUUAGAAGUGCUGAGCGUUCUCGGCAUCGAAGCCGCGCGAGAUACCAUUGUCAAGGAAAUCAGCUCUGUGAUGAAGGGGAUGGACAUUGACCCUAGGCAUAUGCAGCUCUUGGCUGACGUUAUGACUUUCAAGGGAGACGUCCUGGGCAUUACCCGCUUCGGCCUCGCGAAAAUGCGCGACUCGGUGCUCCAGCUGGCAAGCUUUGAGAAGACACCAGAUCAUCUGUUUGAGGCGGCUAGCAAAGGCAAGGUAGAUGCCAUCGAAGGCGUGAGUGAGUGCAUCAUCAUGGGCCAAAGCGUGAAGCUUGGGACAGGCGCUUUCAGUGUCAUUCGAAAACUCGGGUUGAGUGAAGAUGAGGUCGGUUCUAGUGCACAGAGGAGGUGCUUGUUUGAGGAGGGUUGGGCUUCCGCCAUGCAAGGUGUCGCCGCUGCUGCUUAAGGGCUAGGCACAGUCUUUCAUAGUAGGUCGAUUGGUCAUUUCCUGCAUAGCGAGGAUUCAAGCAUAUGUUUGCAUAGCGAUGGCGUUCAAAAUGUUGGACGGUGGUCAUCUUUGGGCUUGGUUCCAGGUGAAUACCUGGGUAGGGCGCGUAAAGAAAUCAAGUUUUCUUGUGUCACCUUUUGCGACCUAUGGACUCGUUUCUAUUGGGCAAUCUCCACAAUCUCCCGGCCUUUUCUUAGUCUCUAAGACCCAGAUCUAAUGCAUGUCCACGUCUUCCAAUCUCAAUUUAUGCGGAAUUGAUCGACAGUGGGAAGGCACUCCAAGG
This is a messenger RNA of Mytilinidion resinicola, 4756 nucleotides long. RefSeq names its product DNA-directed RNA polymerase III subunit RPC1. Lineage: Eukaryota; Fungi; Ascomycota; Dothideomycetes; Mytilinidiales; Mytilinidiaceae. Gene Ontology annotation, molecular function: DNA binding; DNA-directed RNA polymerase activity. The transcript has 4 exons. Bases 1 to 4431 code for a protein of 1476 amino acids. Gene Ontology annotation, biological process: DNA-templated transcription. The record is from RefSeq and is a predicted model, not a curated record.